Molecule: messenger RNA, 2258 nt
Organism: Osmia bicornis bicornis
Lineage: Eukaryota; Metazoa; Arthropoda; Insecta; Hymenoptera; Megachilidae
Gene: spz4
Product: protein spaetzle 4-like
Exons: 6
Coding region: 172-1644 (490 amino acids)
Biological process (GO): regulation of Toll signaling pathway; innate immune response; central nervous system formation
Cellular component (GO): extracellular region
Molecular function (GO): Toll binding; growth factor activity
Source: RefSeq, a predicted model, not a curated record
GCGCGCGGAGGUGCUGUCAUGUAGCCGCGAACGUACACACCUGUCCUCGUCCUUUCAUACCCUGGCAAUACGGCCGUCAGUGAAAACGAUACGCGUGUACCGUGUACCAGGCUGAUCGACGUGCUGUUGGACCUUAGGUCCAAAACUACCAACUAACGUCAAACGCGAGUUAUGAAUGUAAUCGUGCAUCUCGUCCUCCAGGUGAUCACAUAUCAGCUCGUACAAUGUCAAGGAGGUGGUGGACCCAGUACAUUCGGAUACGACGCAUCUUCUGCGUGCAGUAAACCAUAUUCGCGCUCCGGUCGCGCGCGACUCGCAAAUCUACCUUGUGAUUUUCGACGUCAAAACUGGUGCACGGUAGCUGGCACCUCUUAUCCUUGGCAUGCAGUUCGUCGUUUCGUACACGAAAACCAAGGUUUAAUGAGACGCAUGUACGGAGACGAAAGGCACAUCAAUGUAUUAAAAGCAGAACUUGAGAAAAACGAUAUCGAACUAAGAUACGAUGAAUAUUAUCACAAUUUCGCGGAUGAACACAGAAAAUACCAGUACUCUCACGAUUACGAGUACUUCGAGGGAGACAGCGAGUACGAAGGUCGAGGUUUCACGAGCAGAGCGUUCAACGACAAUUCCGCGAAACGACUGAACAAGUUCCCAAAAUUAAGCGAAUACACCAGGCCCCAUUUCCGACCCACCGAGAAAUCCACCACGUCGACCGCGGCGACACCCGCGCCUUCCACAUCCACCACUUCCUCCACAACGGAAACAACAACCCCGGCUACUUCGAUCACUCGUGAAUCAACAACGAAAUCAACAUCUUCAACAACGAUUUCAACGAACAGUACAAACGAUGACACAAAGGAGAACACGACGGAAGAAGCGAUAGCCUUAACAGUGACCACGUCUCACAUGAUGAAGGAACAGAACUUCAGCAUUAACGAGAUACCGGAACAGAUAGACAGGAUCGACGAGGAACUGGAUGAAGAUGACGAAGUUGCAGAAGUGUCGGAGAUCAGUUUAGACGAAACAUCGACUGCAAGUUCGCCAGGCAUCACUGAACUACCGUCUGAUCCCGACGUCAGUGAGGAUCUACUCGUCACACCGAAAGAAACAACCGUUCAGGAAGAGAUUUCCGGUUCGAAUGAACAAGAGUUCAGGCCACGGCCGGAAUACCGACCCGCUGAUAAACCGGAACCUUCGAAUAUGGAGGGACAACUGUAUCAAGACGUCGCUGCGAAGGAUCAACAGGAACAACCGGUUCUGAAGCUUCGAGGAGUGAAUGCUUGCCCCGUGAAAGAAGAAGUAGUAGCGCCAUUUUGGGCAAAUAACACAAGAGGCGAAGUAUUGGCACUUUUGAACCUCUACCCUUUUGAACAGUACGUCCAUUGGGAAAAAUGCACACAUGAAAACAAGCAGAUGUACUGUCGUGACGGAUGCAGAUGCGAGCAACAAUACAGACUUCACAGAUUGUUGGCCUAUGACCCAAACAACGAGUGUCGUGGUAUCUUCAGCGAUUGGUUCAAGUUUCCAAGUUGCUGCGUUUGUCGUUGCUACGAUUUACCCCUGGAAUUUCGUGUAACAUCGCGCUCUCCUCGCAGCCAGAAGCAACGAAUCAAAGUAAGAUCGCCUCGAAGUCGGUAUACGUAACUAACUUUUCAGACAUGAAUACUUUUUGAAUUAAUGCAAUGAUUUCGCAUUACAUCUUAUAUAAAGCGCCACCGAUGCAUCGGGGUCCCUGACACCCCGGAUGCCAGAAUGUCAAUAUGUAAAGUAUUGCCGGUGCUUCGGGGUCCUUACUACCCCAAGCCAUCGGCUAAUGCGCCAUCUAUAUAAAAUUGGCGCAAACUAUUCGUUAACUUACCGACUGCCGAAGGAUGGAUUACCGGCUGUCGAAAGUUCAGUCGAUAAGUCGGUAAUUUAUUAAGCCGUUUCCGCCACUUUUGUACAGAUGGCGCAAUGGUCAAACUUUAAAAAUACUAGGCGGUCUACUCAAAAUACAAGUUUGUCAAAUAAAUAUUCUAAUAAUUUUUCGGUCUUGUAAUUUUAUAAUUGACUAAAUAACGAAUUUGAGAUUUUAUAUGCAGGAGGUGAUCAUAAUAUUAGAGCCAUCUAAGUACAUGAUUGACUUUAUUGCUACUUUUCAUAAUUACGUAGGCUAAAUUGAAUUUUUUCGUGCAUUUUUAGAGGAAAAUUGUCAAUUAGAAAUUAUUCAGUAUAAAAACCUUCAUAUUAUAAUUUUUAUUUCUACACAAAAAUAAUAA